Acipenser ruthenus (sterlet) is the source of this 820-nucleotide messenger RNA. RefSeq names its product resistin-like. Gene Ontology annotation, cellular component: extracellular region. The record is from RefSeq and is a predicted model, not a curated record. NCBI's taxonomy places the organism in Eukaryota, Metazoa, Chordata, Actinopteri, Acipenseriformes, Acipenseridae. Gene Ontology annotation, molecular function: hormone activity. The transcript is spliced from 4 exons. The coding region runs from base 163 to 483 and encodes 106 amino acids.
AGUCUACUCUAUUGGGGUCAUCUCCACCCAGGAUAAGAAUGUAUUUGACAAACUGUAUACAGGCAGUCAAUAGGACUGUCAAUGCUAUAUAAGCUGACUUUAACCACUGUGCAGAAAGAAGAAAUCCACCUGCCCCUGCAUCGAGAGUGAAGUCCUGAGACCAUGAAGAUGAGAGUUGCUGUGUUGCUGGCUGUGAUCGUUAUGUUCUGUGCUGCUGAUGCUCAUAAAUGCCCUCUGGAUGGUCUGAUGAGCAGUCUGACCAAAUCUGUGGCCUCUGCAGUGCUGCAGAAAGUGACUCUGUCCUGCAUUUCUGUCUCAGCUAGAGGGAGCCUGGCGGAUUGUCCUGCAGGUUACAAGCCGACGGGCUGCUCCUGCGGUAAUGCCUGCGGCUCCUGGGAUAUCCGCAAUAACCAGACCUGCCACUGCCAGUGUGCAAACCAGGACUGGACCGCUGCACGCUGCUGCAAGAUAGCCCUGAAAUAGAAGCUAGAAAAUGACAGAAUCCACGUCUGGAUCUUGAAGCAUUCUAAAAUACAAAUGUGGUUUAAAGAUUGGUGUGAGGGCUUUCAGUUUUCAAGUUCCUUCACUUUGGAACUCACUUCCAGCUUUUACCCAGAAUGCUGAGUCUGUCAAUAUUUUUUAAUCUAGGCUCAAAACGUAUCUCUUUGAUUUGGCCUUUAGCUAGUGAGCAGUUUGGAGCUCUUUUUGUAAAGCGCCAUGGGAUACUUGCAUUUAAAGGGCGCUGUAUAAAUGAUACUGGUAUGGUAAUUGCUAUGGUAUAAAAAGGGUCUAAAAAAUAAAUAAUUUUCUUGCACAUGUA